CUUUCAACUAUCCCGCUUGUAGUUUCUUGCUGCCCAUCUCAGCCAACUUUACUCUCUGCGUCAAUCCCCUGAUGGCCUCGCCUUCCGCUGAUGACGGAGUGACAGUCGCCCUCACCGUAACCACGAGCUCGCCGACAUUGUCGCUUUCCUCUUCUCACUCUCUGGAGGUGUUUGUCCACGCCCGCGUCAUCCGUUCCACGUGCCCCGGCCGGUCAGUUACCAUCGCUGCCGACCGGUCAGUGUUUGCAGGUGAGGGUUUAGAGGUCGGCGUUUUUGGGCCCGGCCUCACCUCCAGACAGAAUCCCCAGCGGACGAUCAAAUUUGGUAUCAUUAGACCCCGCUAUUGUGACGACUUUGAAGGGCCAAGUUUGUCCGAAAGAGGGUACCGCCUCCUCACCAUCCCAGCCGAUGGUACGGACAUUGUAGUACCUUAUGAAAUACCACUUGAUCGGCUAUUCAAACAUUCUACACUUCGUCCGGAAGAUAUUACACCCGGGGAGGAGUUCGAGAUCAAAGUCUACCAUGGUCGAUGCGAGGUCUUGUGGUGGUGCUGGGGUGAUGUAGAAGGCGACCUCAAAGGGAUGAACCUACACACAUGGUCGGAGGGAGGAAAUUAUCUGUGCUCGUUUGAUGAGCGACCGAGUGAAGAUGAGAUCGAGAAAGGGAACUACAUCCUGGGAGGGGAUGUGGACAGGUUCGAGGUUGAGGAUCAAACAGGGCCAGUUGCUACCACGAUGAUCGCAUAG
Molecule: messenger RNA, 746 nt
Organism: Aspergillus vadensis CBS 113365
Lineage: Eukaryota; Fungi; Ascomycota; Eurotiomycetes; Eurotiales; Aspergillaceae
Exons: 1
Coding region: 72-746 (224 amino acids)
Source: RefSeq, a predicted model, not a curated record